Messenger RNA from Paramormyrops kingsleyae, 2542 nucleotides. Lineage: Eukaryota; Metazoa; Chordata; Actinopteri; Osteoglossiformes; Mormyridae. The record is from RefSeq and is a predicted model, not a curated record.
AGGCUGCUGCGCUCAGUCACCAGAGAGCGGGGAUUAAGUGUGUUACUCAGUUACGCUCUGGGCAGCCCUGAACCGGGACAUUUAUAGGAUAGAAUAGGAAGCCUUUAUUGUCAGUGUACAGUGAUGCAGAAGCUUGGAAUAAGCCACAUUCGAACCAAAAGGCGGACAACUUUUCAAUGUGAAAUCUCCCAAAAAUCCCAAGACGAAAGACCAAAAGAGAAAGUCUCAGGUGCCAGUACUCUAAGCAGAUAUUGUGCGGUGCCGGUACUCUGAAGAGAAAAACAAAGAGGUGCUGGUACUGCAUCCCUGGUGAAAUACUGUAUGACCCAUAGUUAUGAGUCCAAAUGAUCAGUGGACGUCUCUGCCUGUGACUGCAAACUGCCUGUAGUCAGACUGAUACACAGGACCUGGUUUCCUUACAGCCAUAAUCAUCUAAGCAAUGGCUCACCAAGAGACCCAGACCUCGCUCGCCGACCUCUUGUUGCGUUCUCUGGAGGAGCUCACUGAAGAUGAGUUGACUAAGAUUAAAUAUAACCUGAUUCAUCUGGCAUAUGAAAAGUAUCGGCGCAUUCCCAGGGGUCAGCUGGAGAAUUUGAACAGAAUGGGCAUCGCCGACAUGAUGAUACGUUCCUAUGGUGAAGUCGGUGCUCUCAAAGUCACGCUUGAAAUCCUGAAGAAGAUGAACCUGAAUGAUCUUGUUCAGAGACUGAAUGAAGACCUGCAGAAGUGUAACAAAGCAGGAAGUGAGCUGGGUGACGUAUCAGAGAAAAGGGAACUCAUGACGGACAGAAUAAAAUGUAACCUGAAGAAGAAAUUUGAGUUUGUAACCGAAGGGAAAGCUAAGGAAGGACAGCCAACACUUCUCAAAGAGAUUUACACAGAACUCUACGUAACUGAAGGUGGAACUGGAGGAAUCAAUGAUGAACAUGAAGUGAGACAGAUUGAAACAGCAUCCAAGAAAAGGCAAACAGAAGAUACUACAGUGAAGUGCAAUGAUAUAUUUAAACUCUUAUGUGGACGUGAGACACCUAUCAGAACUGUACUCACUAAAGGGGCAGCGGGUAUUGGGAAAACAGUCUCUGUGCAGAAAUUUAUUCUAGACUGGGCAGAAGGAAAAGCAAACCAGGACAUUCACUUCAUAUUUGCUCUUCCUUUCCGGGACCUGAAUUUGCUUGAGGGUGAAUUCAGUCUGAUUGAACUUCUUCACUACUUUGACCCAGAACUAAAGCUAUUUCAAUCCACUGAGCUGUUUAGGUGGAAGAUCUUGUUCAUCUUUGAUGGUCUGGAUGAGUGUCGCACUUCUCUAGAUUUUCAGAACAAUGUGAGCUGGUUUGAUGUAACAGAGAAAAUAUCACUGGAUGUGCUGUUGACUAACCUCAUUAAGGGGAAUCUGCUUCCAUCAGCUCUCCUCUGGAUAACCUCCCGGCCAGCAGCAACCAAUCAGAUACUUCCUGAGUGCAUCGAGCGGGUGACAGAGAUACGAGGGUUCAGUGAUGCCCAGAAGGAGGAGUAUUUCAGGAGGAGAUUCAGUGAUGAGAGCUUGGCCAGCAGGAUUAUCACACAUGUGAAAUCAUCAAGGAGCCUCUUCAUCAUGUGCCACAUUCCUGUGUUCUGCUGGAUUUCAGCCAUUGUUCUUGAGAGUCUUUUUAGUGAGUCUGACAGGGGAGAAAUUCCAAGGACUCUGACUGAAAUGUAUACACACUUCCUGAUCUUUCAGGCAAGUUUAAAAAAUGACAAGCAUAGGUUUCAGACCUCUAUGACCCAGAAUAGGACAAGCUGCUACAGAAAACUGAAGGAUGGAUGGAUGAAAAAAAAUGAAACCAAGCUUAUUACAUGCUUCCUUCUAAAACUUGGUAAACUGGCUUUUCAUAACCUUGAGAAAGGCAAGCUCAUAUUUUAUGAGGAAGAUCUGAAACAGAGUGACCUUGAUGCCAGAGAAACUUUAGUUUACUCUGGAGUGUGCACAGAAGUCUUUAAAGAGGAAUAUGGCUUGUACCAGACAAAGGUGUACUGCUUUGUGCAUCUGAGCAUCCAGGAGUAUCUCGCUGCUUUAUAUGUGUUUCUAUCAAACUCAUCAGCUGACCUGCUGAAGACUGCAGUGAAAGAGGCAUUAAGGAGCAAGAAUGGACACUUGGACCUCUACCUCCGCUUCCUCCUGGGCCUCUCAACAGACUCCAUUCAGACUCUGUUACAAAGGCUACUGGGACAGACAAGAACCAGCUCACAUAACAUUGAGAAAACAGCCCAAUACAUCAAGGGGAAAAUAAAGGAGAAUUUAUCUCCAGAAAGAACCAUCAACCUGUUCCACUGUCUGAAUGAACUGGGUGACAAUUCUCUAGUAGAGGAGGUACAAAGAUACCUGAAUUCAGGAAGCCUUUCAGCAGAAAAUCUCUCACCUGCACAGUAUUCAGCUCUGACCUUUGUGAUGCUGAUGUCAGAUGAGGAGCUGGAUGUGUUUGAUCUGAAGAAAUUCUUCAGAUCAGAUAAUGAGCAUUGGAGGCUGCUGCCUGUGGUCAAGACAUCAAAGACAGCUCUGUAAGUG